Esox lucius (northern pike) is the source of this 3450-nucleotide messenger RNA. RefSeq names its product finTRIM family, member 86 (gene ftr86). The coding region runs from base 1470 to 3191 and encodes 573 amino acids. The record is from RefSeq and is a predicted model, not a curated record. Lineage: Eukaryota; Metazoa; Chordata; Actinopteri; Esociformes; Esocidae. The transcript has 8 exons. Gene Ontology annotation, molecular function: zinc ion binding; protein binding.
CCAUGAGGAAAGGUAUGGCUAUGAGAACAUCUAUUGCAAGAAGUGUAUCACAGAUCAGUGGUUCCUAAGUUCGGUCAUCGAGUACCCCCAACAGCACACAUUUUUGUAGUAGCCCUGGACAAGCGCACUCAAUUCACCUGAAUGAGAGCCCGAUAAUUAGUUGAAUCAUCGACGCUUGGUUGGGGGUUACAAUGAAAACGUGUACUGUUUGGAGUUCUCGAGGACCGGAGUUGGGAGCCAUUGUCAUAGGUAAUCUUCCUGAUGGUACAUUACAUUAACUAGCUAACUUUACAGAGUAAUUUAUGUUGCAAGUGUCAACAAGCAAUGUUAGUGCUAUCCAAGUGCAAAUUAAACUGACAAACAGUAGGGUAAUCAAGGUCAGUUGAUUUAGUUAGCUAAAUUAUUUACAGUUAAGUCAGCUACUUUCAAAAUACAUGUUCAAACAUAUAGUUCAUUGGUGGCUAGUUAGUUACAAUGCAAUACAGCUAUGGUCCAAAACAGCUGGUUAGCUAUCAAAUGCUAGCAAGUUUUAGCAUGUGUAACUACGAAAAAAUACAAAGUGAAUCCCAUUUAACAUGGAUUCCAGGUUUAGUAACGAAACGGAGCUUGAAGAAACUCAAAAGGAGGUCCCCACAACCUCUCCAAACAAACAUUUCACAUGGUGGUAGACAACUCACCUUGCUUGGCAAUCGAUAGCUAGCAACCAUGGCCACUCGGUCCGGCUGCCAGUGCCACUAACAAAAAUGGCGUUAGAAAAGCUUCAAGCUUUCAUGUCAAUCAGACUUCCCGUCACAAUGUGUUGGCUAUGCUGGAUGAACGGAAUAUCCAUAUACUUUGUGGAGGUAUCAUCCUAUAAUAAACAAUAUAGCUGUUUUUUGACAAUUCAACUAAUAUUAUAGUGAAUCAACGUGUAAAAUAAACUCGUAAACCAGCAUGAUCCCUGCACUGACGAUUUUACUUAUCGGCUAAGGUAAAAUACAUUUAAAAUAAAGUAACCGGAAACACCGUGAUUUUCUGGCUCGUAUUUAUUGAAGCAGACAGAUUGUCACCUGUCGCAUUGUCGACACCAUAUAGUCGAGAAUUAGAACACUGAUUUCAAUAGUUGACACAGUACCCAGGCACGUUGCUUUACAACAGGCUAUAGGCUAUUUAAGAUAAUAGAAAAUAAUGUGGUCCCCAAUGGAGAAUGUGGUAGACCUGCCGUCUAACUUCUUAAGAUUCUUUGCAAAUGCAUACAACAUAGACAAGCUUGAAACUCGAGUUUCUUACUCAUCUGUGUGACAUCAGCAGAGAGGAAUGGCCUGGAAACUCCUUACCUGUUUUACCUGUUGUUCCUGCCUUGCCCAAGCCCAGCCCAUUUUAGUUUUAACCAGCAUUUUAAUGACAUUUUAGAAGCAUUGCCCGGCUCACCUCGGAACGACUGCAGUCCACUUUUGACACCCAGGACCAACUGUAUUUUUCCCAGAACCAUGGCCACAGCUGCAUGGCCGGAGGAUGAUUUUGUGUGCUCUGUCUGCCUGGAGAGCCUUCAUGACCCUGCCACGCUGCCCUGUGGUCACACCUACUGCCUCCCUUGCAUCCAGGCGCACUGGGACCGAGACGAGGCCACGGGCCAGUUCAGCUGCCCCCAGUGCAGGCAGGUUUUCACCCCACGACCCUCUCUGGCCAGGAGCACAGUGCUAGUGGAGGCCAUGGAGAAGCUGAGAAGAAAGGGCAUCCGGGAGAGUCCCUACCUCUCUGUCUCAUCUGGCCCAACCUCUGUGCCUGUCCACCCGGAGGUGUAUACAGACACAGCCCCCCGCUUGUUGUGGAUGUACCCUAAACUGCCAGCUGUCGGCCCGGUGCUUUGCCCUCGACACCAGCAGCCCCUGGAGCUAUACUGCCAGGACGAGAAGGAGAGCGUUUGCGAGGAGUGCUGCCGUCAUGGACACAAGGACCACCGUGUGGUUAAGCUAGAGGAGGAGAGGACUGACAGGCAGAGGGAGCUAGUUCUGAUGCAAGCAGAGACACGGCAGAGGAUCCAAGAGGGGGAGAAGGAGCUCCAGGUCUUCCCAAAAGAUGCUCAGAUCCAAAAAAGCCAAAUCCAGGCCCUGCAGAAGGAGGUGAUCGAACUCUUUUCUGAGUUGGUGAAGAGUGUGGAGCUGAUGGGUUGCCAGGUGGGGGAGCUGCUCAGUAACCAUGAUGCAUCCAUGGGCUGUCGGGGCGAGAACCACCUUCACAGGCUGGAGCAGGAGCUGGCCCAACUCCGCAGCAAAGACCUGGAACUUAGCCGACUGGCCGGCAUGCAAGACCACGUUGUCUUCCUCAAGAGUAUCCUCACCCUAGAGCCUCUCACCUCUCACAGAGAGGUGAGAUGGGGGGAGGAAACCCUGGUGUCUGAAGUUCAGACUGUGAUGGGGGAGCUGAAGGAUGGAGUACAGGACCUCUUUAAAAACUCCCUGGCUAGGAUGUUCAGAACUGUGAAUAAGGUGACAUCAGAAAACUCUCCUUCUCACCCUGAGCCUCCACUGCCUCCAACUCAGCCUCCACUGCCUCCCAAUCAGACUCAACUGCCUCCCACUCAGGCUCCACUGCCUCCCACUCAAGUGAACCAGGUAACCACUGUUGGUCUGGGGAACCCUGAGCCGAAAACCAGAGAAGAAAUGCUCAAGUUUCACUGCGAGCCGACCUUUGACCCUAACACUGCAUACCGCCAUCUGAAACUGACUAAUGGAGACCGUAAAGCAACUCUUAAGGCGGAGAAUCAGAACUACCCGCAGCAUCCCGAACGUUUCGUCUACUGGAGACAGAUACUGUGCCGGGAGCCCCUGUCUGGAAGCCCCUACUAUUGGGAAAUAGAGUGGACCGGCCAGAAGAUCACUAUCGGCGUGGCCUACAGAGACUUGGACAGGAAGGAGGCAGUUGACAGCAGCAGGUUGGGCUACAACGAGCAGUCAUGGAGUCUGAACUGGUCUGGGACGGGAUUCUCCGUGUGGCAUGCUGGGAAGGAGACCCGGAUUGGCUCAGCCAAGGCCCGCAGAUUGGGUGUUUACCUGGACCAACAUGAAGGAGUGCUUGCCUUCUACAGGGUCUUGCACAACCAGGCCGAUCUCAUCCACUCCCUGCAGACAAACUUUACUGCCCCCCUCUAUCCCAGCUUCCGCUUCGGGUCGGGUUUUGGGGCAUCUGUGACUCUCUGCCAGCUGGACUAGGUUGACCGUGGCAGGUCGGAACCAUUCUCUAAGCCACUGGAAUGAGUCUUAGUGCUUCUUACGGUUCAUUCAAAACAGAUGAAAGUUCCGGCCCUGGAUGUUGAUUGUGUGGUAAAGCCAUAGAUUAACCGCAGUUCUGUUUUCAUGCUUUGGCUUGCAAGAAUGGCAUUCAAAUGAAAUUCAACACUACUGUUGUUUGCUCCUUGGGGUGUCUCUGUAAAGCACUUUGUGACAACUGCUGUUGUAAAAAGGGCUUUAU